Messenger RNA from Aureococcus anophagefferens, 354 nucleotides. RefSeq lists its product as hypothetical. The annotation marks the transcript as partial. The record is from RefSeq and is a predicted model, not a curated record. Lineage: Eukaryota; Pelagophyceae; Pelagomonadales; Pelagomonadaceae. The transcript has a single exon.
GUCGGCGACUGCGCCGAGGGCUACGGGCGCUUCGACAUGCCCACGGGCGGCUCCUACGAGGGCGACUUCGCCGCCGGCAAGUCCCACGGCUUCGGCAUCCUGGAGUACCACACGGGCGCGAUCUACCGCGGCGCCUUCGUCGAGGGCCGGCGCGAGGGCUACGGGUCCUACGUCUUCGAGGACGGCGCGACCUUCGACGGCGAGUACGUCGGCGACCGCAUCUUCGGCUACGGCGCGAUCACGAAAAAGGACGCGGACGGCGCCGUCGAGCUCUACGAGGGCGAGGCGGCGGUCAACGCGGCCAUGGGCAUCGGCCGCUUCCGGUUCCGCGACGGCGCGACCUACGAGGGCGAG